UCCGCACGAAGCCAUAAGAAAAAAGCUCCGCAAGAGCAAAGAAAUAAGAAGUCCGGCGGAUUACCAGUCGAUCUUCUCGGCGUUCAGUCGCUACACCGGCGGGUAUCCCUUCUUCAGGCUCCCUCCUCCCAGAUCCACCCCUCAGGCCAUAUCAAGCGUCGCAGAUCUCGGUCGUGGCAGAUCAGAUCUGGAUCCGGCCCAGCGGCCGCCGACCAUGAGCGAGGAAUCGCCGUGCACCUUUCUGGUGCCCUUGGACAAGAGCUGCCUCUCCACGGCCGAGGAGAUCAAGGCUGACCUCGAGGGUAGCGACGUAGGCGCCAAGGUCGACGCCCUGAAGCGCGCCAUCACGCUCCUCCUCAACGGCGAUACGAUCCCGCAUCUCCUCGUCACCGUCGUCCGCUACGUUCUCCCCUCCAAGGAACACAUCAUCCAAAGACUCCUCCUCCUCUACCUCGAGGUUGUCGACAAACGGGACGAAGCCUUCGGCAAGGUCAGCCCGGAGAUGACCCUCAUCUCCCACAAGCUCCGAAACAACCUCCAACACCCCAAUGAGUACAUCCGCGGCGUCACACUGCGGGUCCUUUGUCGGCUCCGCGAGCCGGAGCUGCUAGAGCCUCUUUUGCCUGCCGUUAUUGCCAACCUCAAGCACCCGCACCCUUUCGUCCGCCGACAUGUGUUCUCUGCCAUCUCAGCGAUCUACCGCCUGCGUGAUGGGCAGCUCCUCCCACAUGUGCCUUGCAUUGUGGAGCGUGCUCUCGCCAUCGAGCAGGACCCAACUGCACGGAGGAACGCAUUCCUCGUCCUCUGCGACUGCUCCAAGGUUCAGGCCACCUUGUACUUGCUCAUCAAUGCUGCCGGCUUCACCGAGUGGCCUGACCCCCUCCAGAUGGCCGCCCUCGAUUUCUUCCGCGAAGUCUGUGUUAAACACCCUUACAAGAACCAUCAGAGCCACCUUUUCUGUCACAGGUAUAUUGAGGUCAUCAUCUCCUUCCUCUCCACUGGCUCAAGUUCAACUGCUGUUAUGUAUCACUGCGCGUGCACGCUGUUGUCUGUGUCCCAUACACCGAACUUGCUCAAGGCUGCGGCAAAAACCUACUGCCAGCUGCUCAAUUCACAGCGUGACAGCAAGGUGAAGCUCAUUAUAUUGGACCGCCUGCACGAGCUGUGCAUCUCACACCGUUACAUGAUGGUCAAUUUUGUGAUGGACAUUCUGGGCGAACUCGCUAGCCCUGAUCUGGAUAUCAAGAAGAAAGUUCUGGAUUUGGUGCUUGGUCUGCUCACCCCACAAAAUGUGGGGGACGUGGUGUUUUCCCUGAAGGAGGAGGUCUAUAAAUUAAUGGGCAGUCUGCUGGAGUUUGCCAAUGAGUACUACCAGAUGCUAUUGCAGGCGAUCCAUGCCUGUGCCGUGGUAUACCCCAAAGUAGUUGGACCAGUGGUGAACCUCCUCUUGGGCUUCCUUGGUUAUGGUGAUGUUGCUUCAGCAUCUGAUGUUGUUCUGUUUAUGCGUGAGGUCAUUGAGACCAAACCUUACCUGCGUUUCUCCAUUAUACAAGGGCUGAUCGGUAGGUUAUAUGAGAUCAAGGAUUCCUUCAUCUGCUCGUGUGCUCUCUGGAUCCUUGGGGAGUACUCACUUUCGCUAGUUGAGGUCGAGGGAGCCAUUUCUACUAUUAAAGAGUCACUUGGAGAUCAGCCCUUCUAUGCUGUCUCCGAGAAAAGCGGGUCAAUUGAUUCAUCCAAGCCAGACCAUCCAGCCAUGGACUCAUCUACUCUAUUUUCUAAAAGAUUACUUGUCGCUCUUUUAAAUGGCACUUCUGCCAGACAGAGUGCUGCCACCGAUGACUCCAUUGUUACUCCCGCUCUUACUAGUGGGUUGUUCGAUUCCAGUUAUAAUCUCAGAUUUCUCAUUAUGUCGGGUGAUUUUCACUUGGCUGCUGUUGUUGCAUGUACGUUGACCAAGCUUGUGUUGAGGCUGGAGGUGGUUCAGCCAUCUAAGAUUGUAAUAAACAAUGCAUCGGCGGAGUCCUUGCUGAUCAUGGUGUCCAUACUGCAGCUGGGGAAUUGCUCUUACCUUCCCCACCCUAUUGACAGUGACUCAUAUGACAGGAUUGUGUUUUGUAUUAGGUUGCUUUGUAGCACUGAUGAUCAUGCAAGGAAGGUUUGGUUGCUGUCAGGCCGCCAGAGUUUCACAAAGAUGGUCAUUGCUGAGAAGCAGUUCAUGAAGAAUGAGAAGAUGAAGGUCAAGGCACAUAAUGCCCAUGCACAUCCUGAUGAUUCCAUUGAUUUUUACCACCUGAGGAGCAAAAGGGAACUGGACCAACUUGUGUUGGAAGAUGAGGUCCGAUGUGAUUUAAUGGCUGCAACUGGUGAAGUUAUGAAGGGCACAUAUGAUGCAAAUAAACUGAUAUUAUGAUAUAGUGCUUGAUAUUACAGUCAUAAACCGAACAGAAGAAACACUGCACAAUUUGUGCGUGGAGUUUGCAACAGCGAAUAAAACCGCAGUAGUUGAGCGCACUAAGAAAUACACUCUGGCUCCUGAGGCAUGCAAGCAAAUCCAGGCUAACAUUAAGAUGUCCUCAACGAAUGUUGGAAUUAUAGUUGGUCACAUUGUUUAUGAGACUUCAGAUGCAAUGGAGCUUCCAGAGGUGAUCCUAAAAGAUAUGAUCAUUAACAUCGCAGAUUACAUGCAACCUGCUACAUGUAGUGAUGUAGGUUUCCGGAAAAUGUGGUCCGGGUGUUCGUGCAAAAUUAAGUUGAAGGUCAACACGGUGCUUAACGAUGAGAAUGAAUUUGUGAAUUUCAUAAUCAAGUCAACAAACAUGACGUGUCUAACACAACUGUAAGUUCAAAGAAAACUUGAC
Molecule: messenger RNA, 2858 nt
Organism: Hordeum vulgare subsp. vulgare (domesticated barley)
Lineage: Eukaryota; Viridiplantae; Streptophyta; Magnoliopsida; Poales; Poaceae
Product: coatomer subunit beta-1-like
Exons: 3
Coding region: 215-2410 (731 amino acids)
Biological process (GO): intra-Golgi vesicle-mediated transport; intracellular protein transport; endoplasmic reticulum to Golgi vesicle-mediated transport
Cellular component (GO): COPI vesicle coat; cytoplasm
Source: RefSeq, a predicted model, not a curated record